Thyridium curvatum is the source of this 543-nucleotide messenger RNA. RefSeq lists its product as uncharacterized. Bases 1 to 543 code for a protein of 180 amino acids. Gene Ontology annotation, molecular function: 3-hydroxyanthranilate 3,4-dioxygenase activity; iron ion binding. Gene Ontology annotation, biological process: 'de novo' NAD+ biosynthetic process from L-tryptophan; quinolinate metabolic process. Gene Ontology annotation, cellular component: cytoplasm. Lineage: Eukaryota; Fungi; Ascomycota; Sordariomycetes; Thyridiales; Thyridiaceae. The transcript has 3 exons. The record is from RefSeq and is a predicted model, not a curated record.
AUGCUUGCGCCACCAGUUAAUAUUCCCAAGUGGCUGGAGGAAAACGGGCACCUCUUGCAACCCCCAAUCAACAACUACUGCAUCUACAAUGAAGACGUCUCCGUAAUGAUCGUCGGCGGGCCCAACGCCAGGACAGACUACCACGUCAACCAGACGCCCGAGUGGUUCUACCAGCACAAGGGCGCCAUGCUGCUCAAGGUGAUCGACGACGGCGAGUUCAGAGACAUCGUCAUCCGGGAGGGCGACAUGUUCCUCCUGCCCGGCAACACCCCGCACAACCCCGUCCGGUUCGCCAACACGGUCGGCAUCGUCCUCGAGCAGCGGCGGCCCGACGGGUCCCUCGACCGCAUGCGCUGGUAUUGCCAAAACUGCAAGAACCUCGUCCACGAGGCCGCCUUCCACUGCACGGAUCUGGGCACCCAGAUCAAGUCGGCCGUCGAGGACUUCAAGUCCGACAACGACCUGCGGACCUGCAAGAAGUGCGGCGAGCUGGUGGACUGGUGUCCGAAGCCCGGAUCUAUCACUGAUCCCAAUGCGGCAUGA